AUGUACAAGAAACUGAUCCAUCUCCUCCUCAGUACGGGACUAUCGUCCACCAAUGAGCCCGUCGACGAUGGCUUCUUCAAUGAGCCAUCAACACUAAGGGUUCAGCUGACUGCCAGUAAAGCUGCUGCAGCGUCGACGGGGGCGGUGGGAGCGGACAAGGAUAACAGUCCCGAGAGUGCAGUCUCCACCAGCACCAAGACCACCUACCAAGUCAUUGCGCAAGGCAUGCCGGGUUCGACCGGAGCGGUGAAGCAAUUCUCAGACACGCAGCACACCUUCAAGCCAGCCGCCAUCAUCCCACGCCCAUCAUGGUGGAAGUCCUCGAGGUUUCGUUGUUGGGACGCCGCGCAAUGGGCUGAGCUGGUGGAUGACGUCUUCCCCGGGCGAUGUGCCCUGAUUGGAUUGGGGGCCGCCGGCCGUGGGCCCAUAUUGGAACCACACGCAUACGUAACACACCCAGACGCGACCAGCAUGUCUGCCGAUUUCGACCCUCUUUCUCGAAAAGACUUCGGUAUACAGUGCAUCGCUGCUCGUGCCUGGUUCAACAGAAACUUACAGACAGAACUCGAUCGCACUGGCCAUGACAAUAUUAUGAGCACACGACGCAGAUGA
Molecule: messenger RNA, 612 nt
Organism: Exophiala aquamarina CBS 119918
Lineage: Eukaryota; Fungi; Ascomycota; Eurotiomycetes; Chaetothyriales; Herpotrichiellaceae
Exons: 2
Coding region: 1-612 (203 amino acids)
Source: RefSeq, a predicted model, not a curated record